AGGUGACGAAUAUUUGUAACUCGUAUUCAGGAUUUACCUUCUGUACCUUAAACGCUAUUCCACAGAACAAAUCGAACGACUGACAUUUGUGUAAAUCUGCCUGUAUCCCAACACUUGUCGAUUAAUAAUUGUGAACAUGUGUUCAAUUGAACAGAUUGAGCAGUUUCGAAGGCAAAGAGGUAGCAUUAUUAAUUCCAAAUGCGUGAUCUGCGACCGUCAAGCCUGGACCGAUUAUUAUGGAAAUUUUGCUUGCAAACGCUGUGUCAGAUUUUUUAUAAUCGCCAUCGUUUUCGUCGGUGGAUACAAAUGCAUUAGCAAAACGGGAAAUUGCGACAAUUAUCAAAUCUGCAGAUUUUGCCUCUUAGAACGGAUGUACUUAAAAGGAUUUAAAGCAGAAAGAUUCGGUAAUCAUGGCGACGGAUUUCAUGCCAACGAUGCAAUUGGUAGAUACGUUCGACCCGUGGACGUGGAUGUACUAGAGGACUUUUACACUAAAAUAUGGCUCGGUUCGUACACGGAUAUGAUGAAUUCUUCGGUGUAUUUAGACGACGAUUUCACAUCUCAACGUUAUUACAUGCCUCCAACAUUAUACCAACGAGUUUACUUAAGAAACUACACACUGAUUAAUAAACUAGCCUCACUUUUCAACACUUGGUUUGUUGAUUAAGAAGUAACUUGACUUCUACAAAAGGACUUAAUUAUAUGGUUUUAUGGAAAAUACUCUUAGAUGUGGACUUUUAUAACGAUUGACGGAGAGGAAAAAGUUUUACAAAUCUUGUGUAGCCUACGUCAUUCAGACUGUAUUUUAUUUUAUAAAAUUCGAAUGAAUUCUCUUGACUUUUAUUGUCAUAGCGUAGUAAAGAAGAAUGCCAUGUUUUUAACUUUUGUGUAAAAUAUCGAGAAUAUAAAUGCUUGAUUGAAAGAUAAAUAAUUGAGUUAUUAUACUUGGAAGAGAAGUUUGUUUUAGUCUGAUUACAUUUCGAUUAAAGUCGUCGUUAACAUGAUAUUGUUUGAUAUUUUAAUUUUAUAUUAUUAGCCUAUAAUAGAUUUCACAGUGCAAGAAGCAAUUUGAGCAAAAACUUUCAUUGCAUUAUCUCUCACGAUUAGGAAUACAUUU
Messenger RNA from Centruroides sculpturatus (bark scorpion), 1117 nucleotides. RefSeq lists its product as uncharacterized. The coding region runs from base 137 to 667 and encodes 176 amino acids. The transcript has 4 exons. NCBI's taxonomy places the organism in Eukaryota, Metazoa, Arthropoda, Arachnida, Scorpiones, Buthidae. The record is from RefSeq and is a predicted model, not a curated record. Gene Ontology annotation, molecular function: sequence-specific DNA binding; DNA-binding transcription factor activity; zinc ion binding. Gene Ontology annotation, biological process: regulation of DNA-templated transcription.